AUGAAGGGCGAUAACCAACAUACCCAAAGAAAAAGGAAAUACAUUGACGCAAUUUACCAAGCAGAAGAUGAGGCUAAUAAUUCAAAACUCGACCUUUCUCUCUCUAUCCCUUCUCCAGAAUCGGAAUCGGAACCUGUUAAGAGGCCUCCUGCCUCAUCUAGGCCACAACGUGGUCGAUGUAACACGGCACGAGGCGGCCGAACCGAGGCUGGACGAAGGGUGGUCAAGAGUGAGACCAUCCCGAGCCCGUACCCAUGGGCUACGGGCCGGCGGGCCACGGUUCAUACCUUGAAGUAUUUACUAGAUAAUGGGAUACGUAUCAUUUUUGGUGAAGUGCAAUGCAAAAAGUGUGAGAAGAUUUACAACAUUGAGUAUGAUGUCAAAGAGAAGUUUGAAGGGAUUGCUUCUUUCGUUAUGGACGGGCUCGAGGGGUGGCACGACCGGGCCCCCGAGCAAUGGGCCACGAUUAAGCUUCCUACGUGCAAGUUUUGUGGAGAAGAAGAUAGUUGUAAACCUAUUUUAUCCGAGAAGAAAAAAUCUAUCAAUUGGUUGUUUUUGUUGCUAGGUCAACUUAUAGGGUGUUGCACUUUGGAUCAACUUAAGUAUUUUUGUAAGCAUACUAAUAUUCAUCGAACCGGGGCGAAAAAUCGGGUGCUUCUUUAUACAUAUUUGGCAUUGUGCAAGCAACUUGAGCCUCAUCUUCCGUUCAAUUAUCAAGCUAUUCCAUGA
This is a messenger RNA of Spinacia oleracea (spinach), 729 nucleotides long. RefSeq lists its product as uncharacterized. Bases 1 to 729 code for a protein of 242 amino acids. The record is from RefSeq and is a predicted model, not a curated record. The transcript has a single exon. Lineage: Eukaryota; Viridiplantae; Streptophyta; Magnoliopsida; Caryophyllales; Amaranthaceae.